Messenger RNA from Symbiodinium sp. CCMP2456, 904 nucleotides. NCBI's taxonomy places the organism in Eukaryota, Dinophyceae, Suessiales, Symbiodiniaceae. The record is from the annotation of a GenBank genome assembly.
GAAAGAGACCUGGUGUCCGGUGGUCCGCUCCGUGGGGUUCUGCGCCUUCUUUCGAGGGCCUUGUACAUACUCGUGCACCGACUGCAUCCGCUUCGACGACGGUGGUGUUGAGGAGGUGGUUAUCAAUGUCGAGGAUGUGCCCAGCAAGUUGGAGUACGCCGGCACCGGUAGCAGCGUUCCCAAGAGUCUUCAAGGUAUCUGGUGGCUGGACCAGGAUGGCUAUGGGGCUGAGAAGGGCCUUGCUGGAGAGGACUACCCCUACGACUUCAACCCAGUGGGCGAGUAUGCCAUCGGCUUCGGCGAUAAAGCAGUGUGGCAGCCCCACACUCUGUGCUUGACCCCCAUCUAUUUCUGGGGUGGCACCCGUGGCCACUGGGCAGGUGCCAACUUCGGCAAUGGUACUACUUGCUGCGGAUCCAACGUUGCCACGCGAUUAACAUUGUCACUCUGCGCUGUUGAUGACACGCUGCAGGAGUUCGACAUUUGGUCGAGGCUGGUCAUUCCAUCAGUGCUGGCACCGGUGGCAUCCAGUCUGGGUUUCGAGUACGCUGGAUCGGACUACUGGUGGAUACCCAAGGGCCUCAUCCAUCUGAGAAUGGUGAAAAAGCCAUGGGGCUGGGAUCGCGUCAACAAUGCUGCUGCUGACUGGACCCGGACGAAGAGGGAAGAGCUAGACUCACUGCUGCGUUUCAUGCCUUCCCAGCUAACGUCGCUUCUGAACACUGCCAAUCGAACGCUGCACUAUCCGAUGUUUCAGCUGGUGGACGGUGACGGCAAUCGAACGGAAAACUGGGACCACUUCGUCGACUUCACGCAGAUCAAGAGCAAGCAGAACGCUGUGCCGGGGACCUUGGUGGUGCGCCAGCGCACCGCUCCACCAGAAGGAUUCACGAAGUUCCGGUGA